UUUUUUUUUAAUAAGCCAGAUAACUUUUUAAAUACUUUGGUCCUUGAGAAACAGCGAGAAGAUGUACAUCAAGUCAAUUGUUCUUGACGGGUUUAAAUCCUAUGCUCAGAGGACAGAAAUUCGUGACUUUGACCCAUUUUUCAAUGCCAUUACUGGCUUGAAUGGUAGCGGCAAGUCCAAUAUCUUGGACUCAAUCUGUUUCCUGUUGGGAAUCAGCAGCAUGUCACAGGUGCGAGCUUCGAACUUGCAAGACCUAGUUUAUAAAAAUGGGCAAGCUGGAGUUACUAAAGCAACUGUGUCUAUUACCUUUGAUAAUUCUGACAAGAAAGCAAGUCCACUAGGAUUUGAAAGUAGUGAUGAGAUCUCCGUGUCUAGGCAGGUCCUCAUUGGAGGUAGAAAUAAGUAUCUUAUCAAUGGUGUGAAUGUUACCAGCGCUCGCGUGCAGGAUCUUUUUUGUUCCAUUGGGCUCAACAUCAAUAGCCCUCACUUCCUCAUUAUGCAGGGACAAAUUACCAAAGUUCUAAAUAUGAAGCCACCAGAGAUUUUAGCUAUGAUUGAAGAAGCAGCUGGUACAAGUUUGUAUGAAAGCAAGAAAUUAACUGUCCAGAAAACCAUAGUGAAGAAAGAAGCCAAACUGAAAGAAAUUAAUAGGGCCUUAGAUGAGACUAUCACUCCAACGUUACAUAAACUGAGAGAGGAUCGAUCAGCCUAUCUAGAAUACCAAAAACUAACAGGCACAGUAGAAAAUUUAAGCCGCCUCAGUAUAGCUUAUGAGUUUACACUGGCUAAAGAGGCACAGAUAUCCUCUGCUGAGGUAUUAAAGAAAAUACAGACUGCUGUGAAGGAGCUUCAAGAAUCAAUGGCUGAAAAUGAAAAGAAGCAGAAAGAAUUUGGUGAAGAAAUAGCGAAGAUGAAAAAAGAAAGGGAUAAUAAUGAAGUUGGUGGUGUGCUCCGUUCACUGGAAGAGGCUUUUGCAGAAAUCCAGAGAGUUAAUACUAAGGCAGAAAGUGCUCUUAAUCUCAAGAAGCAAAACUUAAAAAGUGAAGAGGUUAAACGUAAAGAACUGGUAAAAAAUAUGGAGGAGGAUUUUAAAGCACUUGUGUUAAAGGAGGAGGAAGUAAAGAAGAGAAAGAAAGAACUAAAUGCUUUACAGGAAGCAAGUGAAAAAGAUGCAAGUGCUUUAGCUGCAGCACAACUUAAUGCUGUGUCUGCUAGCUUAUCCAGCAGUGGUGAUGGGGAAGAAGGUACUCUUUCUAAGCAGAUGAUGACCUGCAAAAUUGAAAUUAGCCAAGCAGCAACAGAAGCCAAACAGGUUCAAAUGAAGCUGAGCUAUGCACAACAAGAAUUAAAGACAAAAGAAUCUGAAGUUAAAAACAUGGAUGAAGAGUACAAGAAAGAUAAAGAAGCAUUUGAAGCUGUCAGAAAAACAAAAGAAAAAAUAGAGAACCAAACAAAGAACUUGAACUAUGACGAACAGAAAGAAGCAGCCUUUUUAGCAAAAAAGAAGACAUUGACCAAUGACAUCAUCCACCUGAAAGAGUUGCAUGAAGGCUUCAUGGCAAAGUUUCCUCUUCUACGGUUUGAAUACAGUGAUCCAGAAAAAAAUUGGAAUCCCAACCAUGUGAAAGGCCUAGUUGUCUCUUCUAUCACAGUGGAAGAUCUGUCCAAAGCAAAAGCCCUAGAAGCAGUGGCUGGUGGGAAACUCUAUAACAUUAUUGUGGACACAGAGGUUACUGGUGAAAAGCUUUUGAAAAAGGGUGAACUAAAGCAUCGGUGCACCAUCAUUCCCCUAAACAAAAUUUUGGCCAGGUGUAUUAGUCAAGAGAAGAUCAAGUUGGCCCAAACCUUGGUUGGUUGUGAUAACUUGGAUUUACCCCUUUCUCUAAUUCAAUAUGAAUCUGAACUGCAGAAAGCAAUGGAAUAUGUCUUUGGAACCACACUGAUCUGUAAUGACAUGGAUAGUGCUAAGAAAAUUACCUUUGACAAAAGGAUAAUGACAAGAACUGUUACACUUGAUGGAGAUAUAUUUGACCCCCAAGGCACUCUGCAUGGAGGUGCGAGCUCACAGGCUGCAUCAGUGUUGGCUGAGCUUCAGGAAAUUAAAGCUGUUGAAACAGAACUUGAAACUAAGAAAUCUGAACUUCGCUCUGUAGAGGAUGAGCUGGAACGUUUGAAGAAUGUUGCUGAUAAGUACCAACAACUGAAGCAGCAGUGGGAGAUGAACUGUGAGCAAGUAGAGCUGUUGGAAAUGAAGCUUCAGCAAAGUGCUUAUCAUAAACAUGAGGAAGAGCUGCUUGCCCUGAAGAAAACCAUUGCGGAGUGUGAAGAGACAUUAAAGAAAAUUGAAGAGAGACAUCAGGAAGCAAAAAAUAAAUACAGUCUACUGGAAAAUAAAAUGAAAAAUGCAGAAUCAGAAUGUAAAAAAGCACUGAAAAAUGCCAAGAUGCAGCUGGAUGAUGCCAAGAAAAAAGCGGAGGAUUCAGGCCAAAAAAUGAGAGAAAAGCAGCAGGAGCUUGAAGCUUUACUUCUGGAACUUAAAGAGCUAGAAAAAGAACAUACCUCCUAUAAACAUCAGAUAGAGGCUGCAAAUAAUGCAAUCAAACACUACCAGGAGCAAGUUAAUGCUAUGGAAGCUGAGGUGUCUAAGACAAAGGAAUCUGUAGAGAAAUCAAAGGAGGAGCUGGCCAAGAAAAAGGAACUAAUUAUGUUACAGGAUAAAGAAUUUAAAGCCAAAUCUGCAGAGAUAGCAAAAUGCAGAGAACAAAAUAAUGAAUUGCAGCUUAAAAUUAAAGAAUUAGAACACAACAUCAAGAAACAUCAACAAGGGGCUGCUGAUGCUGCUGCCACGGUGACCAGGAUGCUGAAAGAGCAUAAGUGGAUAGCUUCAGAGAAACAUCUUUUUGGUCAGCCAAACACAGCCUAUGAUUUCAAAGAAAACAAUCCUAAACAAGCACAUCAGAAGCUGCAAAAAAUGCAGGAGACAAAACAGAAAUUGGAGAGGAAUGUGAACAUGAGAGCUAUGUCUAUGCUUUCUGAUACAGAAGAAAAGUACCAUGAAUUAUUGAGGAAAAAAUGUAUUGUGGAGAAUGACAAGAUAAAAAUUCUUUCAGCUAUCGCAGAACUUGACGAGAGGAAAAUUAAAACUUUAUAUAUGGCGUGGGAAAAGGUGAAUAAAGACUUCAGUUCAAUUUUCUCAUUGCUUCUACCGGGAGCCAAAGCUAUGCUAACACCCACCAAAACCCAGAAUGUCUUGGAUGGUCUGGAAUUCAGAGUCGCCUUAGGAAAUACCUGGAAGGAAAACUUAACAGAACUUAGUGGAGGACAAAGAUCAUUGGUGGCCUUGUCCUUGAUAUUAUCUAUGCUUCUCUUCAACCCUGCCCCGAUCUACAUCUUGGAUGAAGUGGAUGCAGCUCUUGAUCUCUCUCAUACUCAAAAUAUUGGGCAGAUGCUUUAUACUCAUUUCAAACAGUCACAGUUUAUUGUGGUGUCCUUGAAGGAUGGAAUGUUUAGCAAUGCAAAUGUGCUCUUCAAGACCAAGUUUGUGGAUGGUGUAUCCACCGUUUCAAGACAUACAUAGUUCCAGAAUAAACGGCUGCACUGA
Molecule: messenger RNA, 3601 nt
Organism: Pezoporus flaviventris
Lineage: Eukaryota; Metazoa; Chordata; Aves; Psittaciformes; Psittacidae
Gene: SMC2
Product: structural maintenance of chromosomes 2
Exons: 24
Biological process (GO): chromosome organization
Cellular component (GO): chromosome
Molecular function (GO): ATP hydrolysis activity; ATP binding; protein binding
Source: RefSeq, a predicted model, not a curated record